Molecule: messenger RNA, 2728 nt
Organism: Zonotrichia leucophrys gambelii
Lineage: Eukaryota; Metazoa; Chordata; Aves; Passeriformes; Passerellidae
Gene: TLE2
Product: TLE family member 2, transcriptional corepressor
Exons: 19
Coding region: 398-2341 (647 amino acids)
Biological process (GO): negative regulation of canonical Wnt signaling pathway; regulation of DNA-templated transcription
Cellular component (GO): transcription regulator complex; nucleus
Molecular function (GO): transcription corepressor activity; protein binding
Source: RefSeq, a predicted model, not a curated record
GCGCUCGCUCGGCGCCGCGGCGGGCGCGGGAGCUCCGGUGUCCCGAGCCCCGCGGGAGCGCGCCUCCUUAAGCGGGCGCGGACGGCCGGGGCGCGCGGGGCCGAGCGGCCGCUCCCCCCCCCGGCACCGGGGCCGCCUCAGCCCCGCCCCGGCCCCGGGAACGAGACCCCGGGAGCGCCGCUCGGUCAAACCCCGGCUCCCCGCCGAGCCCCGGCACCCCCGGGGGAGCGGGAACCGGCAGCAGCGCCCGGGGAGCGGCGGGGCCGGGAGCCCUCAGGAUGUUCCCUCAGGGACGGCACCCGCCCGGGCAGCCCUUCAAGUUCUCGGUGCUGGAAAUCUGCGAGCGAAUCAAGGAGGAGUUUCAGUUCCUGCAGGCGCAGUACCACAGUACUACGAGAUGUCCUACGGCCUCAACAUUGAAAUGCACAAGCAGGCAGAGAUUGUCAAGAGGCUGAGUGCCAUUUGUGCCCAGAUCAUUCCCUUCCUGACACAGGAGCACCAGCAGCAGGUCCUGCAGGCAGUGGAACGGGCCAAGCAGGUGACCAUGGGCGAGCUCAACACCAUCGUCGGGCAGCAGCAGCUCCAGCAGCUCUCCCAGCACGCAGCCCCCCUCCCGCUGGCUGCCCACCCCUCCAGCACGCAGCCCCCCAGCCUGAGCGCGGCCAGCUCGGGGCUCCUGGCCCUCUCCGGGGUGCUGAUGGCUCAGGUUCAGCUGGCCAAGGAGCACAGAGUGGCCCAGCAUGGGGAGAGCAGAGAGCUGACCCCAAGCAGGAGCGUUUCAUCUUCCCCUGCCGAGAGCCUGCCGGACGAGGAGUGCACGGGGCUGAAGAGGAAAAGGGAGGAGAAGGAGCUGCCUGGGCAUUCUGACAGCGAUGGGGACAAGAGUGAUGACAACCUGGUGGUGGAUGAGGACCCGCCCUCGGAGCCCGGCAGCCCCCCGAGCCGCCCGAGCCCCGCGUCUGUCGGUUCCAGUGGGGAGCACCGGGAGCAGAGCCCGACCCACUCAGUGGCCAGCGCUGCCACCUCCAAGCCCUCCUCUUCCUCACCAGCCCGUGACUCCCUCACACCUGGCCCCGGACCCAGCUCGGCCAUCGCGCUCCGGCCACCCCCGGGCAAGGCACCGGGCACCGACAGCGCCACUCUCCGCAGCCCCCUGAGCUCCUGCAGCCCCUUCACGUCCUCCCUGGCCGUGGUGCCCCACGCCAGCCCCAGCCUCUGCGUGGGCACCCAGCUGUCGGUGCCCCAGGCCAGCAGCACGCUGCUCCACGGCCGCUCACCCCUGGUGGCAUUUGAGUCUCACCCUCACCUGAGGGCCUCCACCCUCUCCUCUUCAUUCCCCACCAUCCCUGGAGGGAAAGCUGCCUACUCCUUCCACGUCAGUGCAGACGGGCAGAUGCAGCCGGUGCCUUUCCCCCCCGACGCCCUGCUGGGCUCCGGCAUCCCCCGGCACGCGCGGCAGCUGCACACGCUGAGCCACGGCGAGGUGGUCUGUGCUGUCACCAUCAGCAACUCCACCAGACACGUCUACACCGGGGGCAAGGGCUGCGUCAAGGUCUGGGACGUGGGGCAGCCGGGCACCAAGACGGCCGUGGCUCAGCUCGACUGCCUGAACCGGGACAACUACAUCCGCUCCUGCAAGCUGCUCCCCGACGGGCGCAGCCUGAUCGUGGGGGGGGAGGCCAGCACCCUGUCCAUCUGGGACCUGGCAGCCCCCACGCCCCGCAUCAAGGCUGAGCUCACCUCCUCUGCCCCCGCCUGCUACGCCCUGGCCAUCAGCCCUGACGCCAAAGUCUGCUUCUCCUGCUGCAGCGACGGCAACAUCGUGGUGUGGGACCUGCAGAACCAGACCCUGGUCAGGCAGUUUCAAGGCCACACAGACGGUGCCAGCUGCAUUGACAUCUCUAACUAUGGCACCAAGCUGUGGACAGGGGGGCUGGACAACACCGUGCGCUGCUGGGACCUGCGGGAGGGCCGGCAGCUGCAGCAGCACGACUUCAGCUCCCAGAUCUUCUCCCUGGGCUACUGCCCCAUGGGAGAGUGGCUGGCCGUGGGCAUGGAGAGCAGCAACGUGGAGAUCCUGCACGUCACCAAACCCGACAAGUACCAGCUGCACCUCCACGAGAGCUGUGUCCUCUCUCUCAAAUUCGCCUCCUGUGGGAAGUGGUUUGUGAGCACAGGGAAGGACAACCUGCUCAACGCCUGGAGGGCGCCCUAUGGAGCCAGCAUCUUCCAGUCUAAGGAGUCCUCGUCAGUCCUGAGCUGUGACAUCUCUGUCAACGACAAAUUCAUCGUGACGGGCUCUGGUGACAAGAAGGCCACAGUGUAUGAGGUGGUUUACUGACUGCUGUCACCAUCAGCAAUGGGGACACACCUUGCCCAAUGCCACCAUGGCUGGACCUGCCCUCCUGCAGCUCUACUUUCCCUCAUCCUCCCCUGCUGUCUGCACCAAACCAAGGCUCCAGCCCCAUCUCCUGCCCUGCUUCCUGCAGGAGGUGAGGGCUGGGUGUAGCCUGGCACCUCCUGAGGCUGGGCAAGGGCUGGGCUGGGCAUCCUGGGUUCUGUCUGUCCUGCAGGGAGCUGGACAGAGCCCGAGAGCCUGUGUCUCCUGAGUUACUGCUACUGACUUAACAGCACCCAUUUUCUGCUGCACAAACAGCUGUAAAUUAUCAGUAAAGAAAUGUAUUUAAAUAUGUUUUCAAUCCCUUACUAAUAAAAAUGAACAAAAGAA